AUGAACGACCCCGAGUUGCUGCGGAUUGUGUGUCGCGUGUUGCCGACUGAACUGCUCGCGAUUGUGCAUAUUCCUGAGCUCGUGAACACUUUCCUCCUCCCCGCGACCAUCGACAGCGCUGUGUACAAUGACCUCGUGGGUGUGAUUCAAGCCUACGGAUGCUCUCGGCCUUGGACUGUUGCAGCGAUGGACGGAGCAGCAACAAGAGGGCGACUGGAUAUCGUGCAUUGGUUGUACGCUCACCGCUGCGGAGGAUGUUCAACUGCCGCUUUUCUUGGAGCAGCAUCACACGGCCAUCUCGACGUACUCAAGUGGCUUCACAACUUUUACCCCAUGCUGUGUGAUUCAGAAAAGGAGCAGGUGUUAGCUGCAGAAUAUGGCCACGUUGGUGUGGUAAGAUUCCUACUACCAGGACGGAGAGCUCGUGAAGUCAAGGCGUGUCUCGUAGCUGCAGCCGCGAAUGGCCACGUUCAAGUGAUGGAGGCAGUUUUCCCAUGGCCAGUCGAUAUGACGCAAUGCUUGGUUGCGGCGGCGGCAAAGGAUCACUUAGAGGUGUUGCGAUUGUUGCUCGAUAGAGGCUACAACGACCAGAUCCGGUAUGUUGGUCCAGCAUUGAGAGACGCAGUAGCUGCCGGUCAGGUCAAUAGUAUCCAGUUUCUGCUCGACAAGUGUGAUGAUUUUGGCGUACGAAGCGCUUUGGGUACUGCGGUGGAGAGCGGUCGAACUGCAGUAGUGGAGCAAAUUCUGGGGCGUUGCAGUCCCGAUGAGGUUCCAAUCGGACGUGAGUUAAAGAAGGCAGCCCAAAGAAACCAGUGCGAAAUAGUCCAGCUUCUGCUCGCAAAACGUGCGCACGCGCGUUUGGGUCUGACGAAAGAAAUCCAAGCAGCUAUUGAUGUUGCAUUCCUAGAUGCUGUCAAGCACGGGCGUAUCGAUAUUGUGAAAGCACUGGCAGACAGCAGUGGAUUCAGUGUUACCGACGCGUUACGCCAUGCAGAACGAAGGAGACAGUGGGAAAUCGUGAAGAUGCUGCUCGAUUUCGCCAGAAUGGAAGGUUCCAUUUGA
Molecule: messenger RNA, 1062 nt
Organism: Phytophthora sojae
Lineage: Eukaryota; Oomycota; Peronosporomycetes; Peronosporales; Peronosporaceae
Exons: 1
Coding region: 1-1062 (353 amino acids)
Molecular function (GO): protein binding
Source: RefSeq, a predicted model, not a curated record